AUGGCUUCCCGUCAGAAAUUGUUUUGGCCCCAUGCCGCUUUGCUUCAUUAUAAAAGGGCGAGAAACUGCACUCGGUCGUCGAAGACCGCCUUCUUCAAAGGCGAGAUUCACACAAGUCUGACCAGUGACAAUUCCUUCGGUUCAAAGAAUGGUCGGAAAGCCGAGGAAGCAUUAAAGGAAGAAGAAGGCAGAAGAACCACAGUUCGCUUUCGCACGAAUGAUAUCUGCAAGGGAUCUUACAACGACCUCUACUCCUCGAAGGACUGCGACAUAAACCCUAUUUACGUGGACGUCAUCGAGGAACUGCCUACUGGCGUCGCAACGGACAUCAAGCUAUUCGAGGGACAGUGUCGAAUCAAGAUCAAAAAGGAAUACGCGAAGGAGACAUCAUCCCUCCUAAGAGAACGGCUGAUUCACCAACUCUUUGCAGAUGACGUCAUCAUCUUCACCAAAGAUCCGGCAAAGUUCCAAACAAAGGUUCUACAGUUGCAGAAGGAGUCAUACCGCAUCGGUCUGGAGAUGAAUAUCUUCAAGAUGAAAUCGCUGCACAAUCAGAUGUUGAAGAUUGUUCGAGCACAUGCUCGUACAAGUACAGCCGACGAGGAGGAAGUGGAAGAAUUCUAUAAAGAAUCGGAACCGGUACUGGUCCCAAAGCCGACGUAUAUGUUCGUCAUGGGAGACAUCAAUGCCAAGGUCGGACGAGGAAGGUCCGGGAAAAACUUUUUUGAAACAAAACAUCCUUACAAUGACAACACUUGGUUCGAAAAGAAGACCAACAGGAAGUGGAGAUGGAUUGAACCCGGCAGUGUGUCCAAGAACGAGACAGUGUUCGACAAAGCACCAGUGCUAUCGUUCAGUAUCGGCAGCAUUCACAGACUGGAGCGGGCGAGGCUAAUGUUCGAAAUUUCAACAGAAAUUGAGGUCUGGAAGGCAGCUGCGAUGACGAGAAAUUGA
Messenger RNA from Soboliphyme baturini, 954 nucleotides. Lineage: Eukaryota; Metazoa; Nematoda; Enoplea; Dioctophymatida; Soboliphymatidae. The record is from the annotation of a GenBank genome assembly.